This is a messenger RNA of Symbiodinium pilosum, 534 nucleotides long. Lineage: Eukaryota; Dinophyceae; Suessiales; Symbiodiniaceae. The record is from the annotation of a GenBank genome assembly.
AUGUUAGAUGCAUUCGGCGACUUCGAGGAUGCCAUCGCUCUGCCCGAAAUCCGGCGAAUGCAGCUGAUGCGGGCCUCCUGCGGUGGAACCUUCGUCGGACGCUUCGCACCACGCAAAGAUCCCCGCCUUCGGGCCGUGAAGGCGGCGUCAAAAAUGGUUGUGGACUCUGUGGUCUUCUCCUUUAGCAAUGCUUCCAGCUGGUUUACGCAUAACGAGGUGGAGCUUGUGACGCUCUUGGAAGAGCUCCCGUGCCAGGAUUUACAAGGCGUGCAUGUUGCACCUUCAUCGCCUCAAACGAUCCGGAAGAAGACGGAGGAUUACGGAGCAUACCCAUCGCCCCUCUCUGCGCUGACAGAUGUGACAAGCGGGGAAGGAGAUGACAGCAAAUGGCACUAUGAUUGGUCUGGUGUUUCAGGUGAUGUGGCACAUGAUUCAUCGCCCACACCGUCCACGGAGGAGGAAGAGGUGGACGAAGAAACUGCACGGCGAGCUCGUGCGCUCGCAAAAGCACAGCGCUAUGGCCAUGCGGUGUGA